UUAUCUAUUGAUGGAGGGAAGCCCCAAGAUAAUUACCAAUUUGUCCAAGCAAUCCACUCUGAAUUUUGAUUCUCCGCUGUAAUGUAGGAGGCAUGCCUGUGAAAAAUAACAUAGCAGCUUUACGCCAGUCACCCGGGCAGAACGGCACUAGCUUCCAUGGUUGCAUUCGUAAUCUGUACAUCAACAGUGAACUCCAGGACUUCAGAAAUGUGCCACUGCAAGUGGGAAUUCUGCCAGGUUGUGAGCCUUGUCACAAGAAAGUUUGUGUGCAUGGCACAUGCCAUGCUACCAGCCAGUCAGGCUUCUCCUGUGAGUGUGAAGGAGGAUGGACCGGACCGCUCUGCGAUCAACAAACUAACGACCCAUGUCUUGGAAAUAAAUGUGUGCAUGGUACCUGCUUGCCGAUCAAUGCAUUUUCAUACAGUUGUAAAUGCCUGCAGGGACAUGGGGGAGUCCUCUGUGAUGAAGAGGAAAUGCUGCUUAGCCCCUGCCAAUCCAUCAGGUGUAAACAUGGCAAAUGUAGGCUUUCAGGACUUGGGAAACCAUAUUGCGAAUGCGGCAGCGGAUACACGGGGGACAGUUGUGAUAAAGAAAUCUCUUGUCGAGGGGAACGAGUCCGAGAUUACUACCAAAAGCAGCAAGGGUAUGCUGCGUGCCAGACGACCAAGAAGGUUUCGAGACUAGAUUGUAAAGGCGGGUGCUCGGCCGGGCAGUGCUGCGGGCCACUGCGCAGCAAGAGGCGGAAAUACGCCUUCGAGUGCACGGACGGCUCGUCGUUCGUGGACGAGGUCGAAAAAGUGGUGAAGUGUGGCUGUACAAAUUGUCCCUCCUAAGUGUCCCUGUCACACUUGUCUUUUGAAAAUGUUGUAUACUUAUUGACCGUGUCGGACUAAUUAAUGCUUCAUAGUGGAAAUAUUUGAAAUAUAUUGUAAAAUACAGAACAGACUUAUUUUUUAUGAGAAUAAAGACUUUUUCUUCAUUGAAAAAAAAAAAAAGAUUCAAGUGCUUGAACUGAGACUUCUCAUAUCCAAGAGGAGCUUUGAAGAAAAAAAAAAAGACCUGGUAACAUUGCAGCAGAGAUGGGAAACUUUAACUGCUUUUAACAUGGAUUCUUCUUUAUAACAUGCUGAAGAUACACUGACACUAUACACAUGUGACUUUCAACUU
Messenger RNA from Catharus ustulatus (Swainson's thrush), 1167 nucleotides. Its product is annotated as slit homolog 2 protein-like. The transcript is spliced from 4 exons. Lineage: Eukaryota; Metazoa; Chordata; Aves; Passeriformes; Turdidae. The coding region runs from base 93 to 833 and encodes 246 amino acids. The record is from RefSeq and is a predicted model, not a curated record.